Sardina pilchardus (European sardine) is the source of this 1900-nucleotide messenger RNA. RefSeq names its product annexin A13-like. The coding region runs from base 93 to 1043 and encodes 316 amino acids. The record is from RefSeq and is a predicted model, not a curated record. Gene Ontology annotation, cellular component: cytoplasm. Lineage: Eukaryota; Metazoa; Chordata; Actinopteri; Clupeiformes; Clupeidae. The transcript has 11 exons. Gene Ontology annotation, molecular function: calcium ion binding; calcium-dependent phospholipid binding.
GUGGGCCAGCCGGAGUGCAGGUGUAUUCAAAUCUGGUCAGCAGGACAUCACAGACAUCACACGGACCUCCUAACCCGCUGUUGAAAUUGAAAAUGGGAAACGUUCAACCUACCGUUGUUCCUUACGCAGAUUUUGAUGUGACGUCUGAUAUCACAACCAUACGCAAAGCCUGUACAGGCCUGGGGACGGAUGAAGAGGCCAUAAUUUCAAUCUUAGCCAACCGCUCUGCUGCCCAGAGGUUGGAAAUUAAGCAAGCCUAUUUUGCAAAAUUUCACAACGAACUGGAGAAGGUUCUGAAGGGCGAGCUGGCGGGUAGCUUUGAGAAUGCCAUCAUGGCCAUGUUGGACCCUCCGGCUGUCUACGCCGCCAAGGAGCUCCGCAAGGCCAUGAAGGGAGCGGGCACUGACGAGGACGUGCUGGUGGAGAUCCUGUGCACCAGCAGCAACCAGGAUAUCAUAAAACUGAAACAGGCCUACACCCAAGUAAACCAGCGUGACUUGGAGUCUGACAUUGAGGGUGACACAAGUGGAGAUGUCAGGAACCUGCUGAGCGGUCUUCUUCAGGCCAACCGGGACGAAAACUAUGAAGUGGAUGAGGGCUUAGCUGAGCAAGAUGCAGCAGCAUUAAUCGAGGCUGGAGAGGGCCGGUUUGGGACAGAAGAGUCUACCUUCAACCACAUCCUCACACACAGGAACUACCUGCAACUCCAGGCCACAUUCAAGCGCUAUGCAUCACUCUGUGGGACUGACAUCCUGGACUCCAUAGAGAGUGAGGCCUCUGGGACGUUGAAGGACUGCUAUAUCACCCUGGUGCGCUGUGCCAAAAACCCCCAGCUGUACUUCGCUCGCCGGCUGAACGCCGCCAUGUCGGGAGCUGGCACAGACGAGGACACACUCAUCCGCAUCAUCGUGGUCCGCUCCGAGAUUGACCUGGAGACCAUCAAAGACAUGUACCUGGAGAAGUAUGACACACCUCUGAGGGAUGCGCUGAGCUCUGACUGCGGCGGUGACUUCAAGCGUCUGCUCCUGGAUAUCCUCCACUGAGAGACGGCCACGCAGACGGCCAAGCUGCCACUCCAGCUGGCCUACCCUCAGCUCCCGCCAACCAACAGAACUCAGCCAGCACCCCCGCACUCUGUCUCUCUCUCUCUCUCUUUUGGCUUUCUCUCACUCUUUCCACUGUUGUUUAACCUACUGUAAGUGCCGACGGGUGAAUGCUGAUGGUAACCACAUAGUCAGGCACUACUGAGGUUUAAAUGGCUCUUCCUCGGCCUCUGAGACCAAUGAUACAGUGGUAGUACAGGUGAUAGUUGUCUCCAGGUAACUCCUACUGCCUUCUCUUCCACAGGCACACGUGACUGUGUGCAGUUGUUUUAUGUGGGACUAGUUAGAAUUUCAACGCUUAACCAGGUGUUUAUCAUAAUUUAUCUUAGUAUAACCAUUUGUAGUCUAUUCUAACACACUACUGGAAGUAAACGCUUCAGAUCUCAGGCUUCAGCUGUAUGGUAAAUAUAAAGGUGUUCAGGUGUUUGUUUUAACCUGUAAAGAAGUUGCACUAGGAGGAAUCUGCAGUAUGUUUCUAUUUAAUUUAUCAUCAGUUAUACUGUGUAUGAAUGUCAUUAAAAUGCUCUUAAACACUGUUGUAAAUCCAUAUACAGACACAACUAUAUUAUUACUGCAUAUAAACACUAGUCUUUCACUCCAUAACACCAGAAAGUAAGUUGUUCAGCUGUAUAAGAAAUUACACAGUAGGCUAACUGAUUAACAUAAAACAGACAGGCUUGAAUGGGAGUUUUCUAGGGAUUAUUAUGUUAUUGCUGUGUGAAAUGAGAUAUGAAAAUCUGGAUUAAAAAUUAAACAAAACAAUAAAUAAGAAGAAAUAAAAAGAUUUAUCAAAUCCA